Molecule: messenger RNA, 1089 nt
Organism: Brugia malayi
Lineage: Eukaryota; Metazoa; Nematoda; Chromadorea; Rhabditida; Onchocercidae
Product: Hsp90 co-chaperone Cdc37, putative
Exons: 7
Coding region: 1-1089 (362 amino acids)
Biological process (GO): protein stabilization; protein folding
Cellular component (GO): cytoplasm
Molecular function (GO): protein-folding chaperone binding; protein kinase binding; heat shock protein binding
Source: RefSeq, a predicted model, not a curated record
AUGCCAUUGGAUUAUUCCAAGUGGAAAACGAUCGAAGUAUCAGAUGAUGAGGAUGACACACAUCCGAACAUCGAUACACCUUCGCUGUUUCGAUGGCGACAUCAGGCACGCUUGGAACGAAUGGCUGAGCGUAAACAGGAAAAGGAGAAAUUAAUGGAGGGAAAGUCAAUUGUGGAAAAACGAAUACUGGAAGUACAAGAGAAGUUAAAAAAUAGUGAUUUGGACGACAAAGAAAGAAUCAAGUUGGAACUUGAGAUUGAGGAAGUUAAGAAGCAGGAAGAGGAAUACCAAAGAAAAGAGAAAGAAUUGAAUGAGAAAGAGAAGAACGAACCGUGGAAUGUUGAUACCAUUGGUCAUGAAGCCUUUAGUAAAUCGCGUAUCAAUAAAAUAGUGGAUAAGAAAACCGAACCACCGAAAUUAUCAGAGGAAGAGGAAAGCAAACGCAUGUCUGAUUUUUUCACGAAAAACGACGAGUUGCUGAAAGCAUAUGGUGCAAUUCAUGGCUUGGAAGAAUCCGAGAAGUAUUUAUUAGAGUACCCUCAUUUGGCUUCCGAUUUUACUGCUAGCUGGCUUACCAUUCAAGCGCUAAAUCUUGCGAUGGAAUUCAAGGAUAAAGAGAUGUGCGUUAUGGCAGAACAGUGUAUUAUUAUACAGUACUUGCUUGAAUUAUCGAAAACUCUUCAUGCACUUGCAACCAACACAAAUGUCAUCAAAAAUUUUUUCAAAAAGUUCCGUGCUGCCGACCCUUCCUAUGCGAAGAUGUUUCGACAGGAGGUUGAUGCUUUCUGUGAUAGGCUUCGUAAGAGAGGCAAAGACAAGCGCGAUGCAGCGAUUGCUGAAUAUGAAACAGAGGAGAAGGCAAAACGUAUUGCUGCAUCACCGGGUGGUAUGGAUCCUCAAGAAGUGUAUGAAAGUUUGCCUGAGGACAUGAGAGCCGCUUUUGAUAGUCAAGAAGUGGCACGCCUGCAGGAAGUUGCUGAGAAGAUGGAUCGUGAAGUAUUUACAUAUCAUUUGCAGCGAUGUAUUGAUAGUGGUUUAUGGAUUCCGGACGCAAAUGCAGCUAAGGAGGAAAGUGUCAAAAACAACUGA